AUGCCCGCCGCAGGUGUCACCGUCGGCGGCACCUCCGACCAGACCACAGAGUCUCCUUCGAACACGCCACAGCCGUCGAAUACGAGCACCUCCGACGACAGCACUGAUAAUGACAAGGGGAGCUUGAGGCCGGGUACGGAGACCACGUCGCCACAAGAUGCAGGUGCACAGCAACCGAAGGAAGCACCCCCAGAGCUGGAUGAUUUUGGCCUGCCUAUUCGACUACGUUUGACACCCGAUCCAUUCUCUAGCGAUUCUCCUGCCGAAGAUACCCGUGCUGAGCCUGAAGAUGCAGCUGCCAGCCCUGAAGCCGAACAGCAACCCAAGAACGAUGUGGAGGAAAUCAAAGAACCCCUCCAGAAUUCGGAAAAUCCGGAGAAGCUGGACACUGGAAAUAUAGAGAAGGCGCCGGAACAAGCACCACGACCGGACAAGAAGCUGGAAUUUCAAGAAUCGGGACCAAAACCUGCGUCUACUGAGAAACCCUCUGAACCUUCCGAUCCUCCACCUCCUUAUCAACAGUCGACAUCAAAAUCACAAAAUGCCGAAAUAUCAGAAUGGUCACACAUGCGAUUGGCUCAAGCUCAUGACAAACACAACGAGAGUGAAGAGGAGGAAGAACAUGGAGAUUGGAAGGCAAUGCCUGCCCUCGGAGAAUUCGACUAUUACGAUGACUAUGGACGGCUGAUUGCCAAAGGAGACCAGGCAGAGGACAACGAGGCCGUAUAUCAAGGACUAGGUGGCGCAGGGCGAGGCUAUACUCGAGUUCAGCUUGACGAAGACGCUCAGUCUGCCACCAGUAUGGAUGAAGACACGAGCUAUCUUUUCCGAGAGACAGGCGACAAUCAAGCUGGCCUUGAAGGCGAGGAACUUCGUGAUUCUGUCAGCCAGCUCCAAGCCACCAAGGACCUUCUCAACGAGACGCAAAAGAUCGCCUACGUGGGCGUGGUUCGACUUGCAAUUUACGAGAUGAACCAAGAGGUGGUUAAAAUCCCUAUGACCAAGUCCAAGUCCACAAAAAAAACCAUCCAUAAGGCUGUGGAUGGCAUGCGAAAAUGGGGCCAGGCCAUGAUGGGCCGCUUAUAUAUGCAUAUGGAUAUCAGCUCCGCUGAGCAAAUCAUGAUUGAACAACUUGCCGAACACGGCGUGCAGCCUGGUGAUCUGAUCCGACCGUUGAUGCAAAAUGCUCGCGUCAAGAAUCCGAUGGCGGAGGAUGAACCGAAGACAUCUACAUCUUCUGUCUCGUCCCCGACAACGAAGAAUGAAGCUCGAUCAAGGUUCUCUACAGAGACCCAUGCAUCUGAACCCGGCUCUCCUCCGCCAUAUGAGGUCCACGAAGGCGAGGAACUCCCAGAGGUCCGGACGCCGUCCCAAUUGCCUACUUCUGAUCGAAUCGAUAUUGAUCUUCGAUGGACCGUUCUGUGUGAUUUGUUCCUUGUGCUUAUUGCUGACUCGGCUUACGACGCUCGGUCAAGAGUACUCCUAGAAAGAGUUGGAGCAGCCAUGGAUGUAACCUGGCUUCAGAUCUCCCGAUUUGAGAAGCGCGUUACAGAUGCCCUCGAAAUGCAAGAACAAGCAGAAAAGGAGACAUGGGAUGAGUCCGACCACAUGGAGAAGCGCCGGAAGAGAGCUCUCAAACGCCGGUAUAUGGUUAUGGGAUUAGCGACAGUCGGUGGUGGACUCGUUAUCGGUCUAUCUGCCGGUCUGUUAGCCCCUGUCAUUGGCGCUGGUCUUGCGGCCGGUUUGACGACCGUGGGAAUCUCCGGAACGAGCGCGUUCCUGGGAGGCGCUGGUGGAACGGCCAUGAUCGCCUCCACUGCCUCACUGAGCGGUAGUGUCAUCGGUAUGAGGGCCUCGAAGCGACGAACAGGCGCAGUUCAAACAUUUGAGUACCGUCCUUUACACAAUAACAAGAAGCUGAACCUUAUCGUCACGGUAUCCGGCUGGAUGACUGGUAAGGUUGACGAUGUUCGACUGCCGUACAGUACGGUGGAUCCAAUCAUGGGCGAUAUCUACUCUGUUUUGUGGGAGCCUGAGAUGCUUCGCAGCAUGGGUGACACGAUCAACAUUCUUGCAACAGAGGCAUUGACUCAGGGACUGCAACAAGUGCUUGGCAGUACCAUUUUGAUGGCUUUAGUGGCCUCUCUCCAGCUACCCUUGGUCCUUACUAAACUCGCCUACUUAAUUGACAACCCGUGGAACGUAUCGCUCGCCCGCGCCCAUGCUGCGGGUCUAGUUUUGGCCGAUUCUUUGAUAGAUCGAAACCUCGGACACCGACCCGUCACGUUGCUCGGCUUCUCCCUCGGUGCACGAGUCAUUUUCUCGUGCUUGAAGGAAUUAGCUGAAAGGGGUGCCCAUGGCCUUGUUCAAAAUGUGUAUCUGUUUGGAUCACCCGUCGUGGCGAACAAGGAUGACUACCUCAAGAUUCGCAGUGUGGUGGCUGGGCGAUUCGUGAAUGGGUUCUCCAAGAACGACUGGAUUCUUGGAUAUCUGUUCCGGGCUACCGGUGGUGGUAUAAUGCGGGUGUCCGGUCUGGCGCCAAUUGAGGGUAUUCCUGGCCUCGAGAACUACGACCUGACAGAUACGGUCAAUGGCCACAUGGACUACCGUGCUGCCAUGCCUCGUAUUCUGAAAGCGGUCGGCUGGGAAGUCCUUGAGGAUGAAUUUGCCGAAAUCGAAGAUCCAGACCCGGAUAACCACGUCGAGCGCCAGCGCGAGCUGAUUCGUGAGAUUGACGAAGCCCGCCGGCAGGCUGAGUUGAAACCCGAGAAGAAGCGUUUCGGUCUUUUCAAACGUGGCAGGAUGGCCGAGAAGAAGUCGUGGGAGACGUACGACGUUGACAGAAGCCCCGCGUCGCGUGACUCCAACGACCCAGCAAGUGCUCCGGGUUCUGUACUGUUCGAUAUUGAAGCCAUUCGAGCUGAAUUGGCAUCGGAGGCGAUCGAAGUGAAGCAGCUUGAGUCAACACUUCCUCCGAUGAAGCUUGAUUUGAAUCCUCCGACGGAGUCGACGCCUGCAACUCCAACCGAGAAGGAUUCAAAGAAUAUAAAGGAUUCGAAGGACUCGAAGGACUCGAAAGCUACCGAGUCCUCUUCUGCGGCUCGAACUGCAUCGGAGCCCCGGCUCAGUACGGGCCGCAUGUCCCCUUACGAUCCCAAGAAAUCGUCCCUGUUACCGAAAGACGAUCCGGUUGAAAUGACCUUUGAUACAUCCUUCCAUGAACCUCAACCUCGAUCUGAACACCCCGUCCGGCCAGAAUUACGGUCUUCUUCUACAUUGCCUACGAAUAUUGGCUCUACUGUCGGGGCCAUGGAUAUGGAGCCUAAUGCUUGGGCCGAUGAUGAGCAUGGGGAGAUUUCCAUGACGUUUGAAUAA
Molecule: messenger RNA, 3375 nt
Organism: Penicillium atrosanguineum
Lineage: Eukaryota; Fungi; Ascomycota; Eurotiomycetes; Eurotiales; Aspergillaceae
Product: TMCO4 family protein
Exons: 2
Coding region: 1-3375 (1124 amino acids)
Source: RefSeq, a predicted model, not a curated record